Aspergillus heteromorphus CBS 117.55 is the source of this 1040-nucleotide messenger RNA. RefSeq lists its product as uncharacterized. Lineage: Eukaryota; Fungi; Ascomycota; Eurotiomycetes; Eurotiales; Aspergillaceae. The record is from RefSeq and is a predicted model, not a curated record. The transcript has 7 exons. Bases 137 to 748 code for a protein of 203 amino acids.
AAAUCGUUGGUGUGUUAUCUGCGAGCUGUGGGGACACAAUGAGCAUGAGUGCUGGUACAAUAUAUGCCGAGUCCUACGAGCUGCGGUACGUCGAGCCGACUAGAGAUGAAUCAGGCACUGAUUUUCGCAGUCACGCAUGUUUGGCCGCGGAUAUGCGACGCUUGAGGGAGGCUCUCGAGUGACAAUGAACGAAAACGGCAUAACAGUGGAAAUCAGGGGCGCUGGUCGCGGAAGAAAUCCUCCGAGAAGGAAUGCCAAUUGGAGACGGAAUCACCGUUGGGGACGCGCAGUGCGAUUUGACAACCGUGCCGGUCGUCGUCUGUCUCCUGCUAGACCGCCUGUGAGUUCAACGCAAGCUACCAGUUCCGCUGCUACGAACGCCCAAUACCGCUCUGACGAGCCUAGACGAUCGUCCGCCACAAACGCCCAACAUGAUGCUGCGGUUGAACCGUUUCCACCGGUCCAUCAUCCACAGAGGCCAAGCAACCACAACCACGUCUCUGGAAGCGCACCGUAUGUUCCGGAUGAGACAGGCGACCCCGACGUCGGUAUGACGGUCGAAGACAGUAGUAACACCGAAGACUGGGACACGCAGUUGGAAUCCAGUGGGCUUGAUAAAGCAGCGGCAGAUCUCCAAGCAAUCAAGCUUGACCCGCUUGACACGGCGGAAGAUGAAGCUAUGGCCAAUGCUGGACGCUCUGAGGACGUCGCUGAAAAAUACUGCGGCGAGAUUUUUACACAAAUUUGAGCGAUCCCCUUUCAAGUUGCGAAAUAUGAGUGCGCGUGGCUCGACAGAUUGGUCGGAAAGAUGAGUGCUCUAGUUGGGGCUUUUAGUAUAUUAAGGUUCUCAUGCCUGCAUGGGCAUUGCUGCGAGGGUAAACUAGCAGCAGCCAGUAUAUCCUCGGCGAAACGCCUGGCCUCCGGCAGAAGCUACAGGAAUUGGUGUGCGGGCUUUGAACCAGAUUAGUUGGAACGAUCAAAGGCUAUAUUGAAGUGAAGGGCAAUGGGGCAAAUGAAGAUCGGAAGACUAUAGUAGUUCC